CAGAGAGAUUGGAUCAUGAGUGCUCUACCCUCUGCUGAGAGAGACUGAAAAAAUAAUGAACUGCUGAUUGCUUUUUUUCCCCCCGGGAAAGGGAGCCGCCGGCAGUUGCCUCGAAACUGCUCAUCGGCUGAUCGGCCGGUGAGUGAGUGAUCUCCAUGAGGAUGCUGCAUUCAUUCCACGCAACCACCUGCACACUCCCUUUGCCUUUGCUUGCUGACAUACACCAGCUAGCAAGUACGAGGAGGAAGAGCUCUGCUGCUCUGUCCCCCGGCCAUGGCCGCCGCGCCGGAGGAGUUCCUCUUCGUCCACCCGGACCCGCCAUCCCCCUCCGUCUUCCUCGACCUGCCGCCCACGCCUCCCCACGACGACCCUGCCGCCUUCGACGACAUGGUGCUCCCCUACAUCGCCCGCCUCCUCAUGGACGAGGAGGCCGCCGGCGCGGACAGCUUCUACCAGUACCCCGACCACCCCGCGCUGCUCCAGGCGCAGCUUCCCUUCGCCCAGAUCCUCUCCGACUGCACCGCCUCGCCGUCCGUCUCCGCCGACACCGGGGCUGGUCGGGGCUGCUCUGACUCUGACCACUCGCCCACGGUCGCCUCUCCGGCCGCUGACCAUGCCACGGACAUGGUCACCUCCGCGUUCCUCAAGGGCAUGGAGGAGGCCACCAAGUUCCUCCCCACCAACGACGCCCUCCUCCUCCUCGACCACACCGGCGGCCAUGCCCGGGGCCGCAAGAACAACAGGCAUGCCGCCACCGGGUACGACGACGACGACCCGGAGCCGGAGGCGCGCAGGGCCACCAAGCUCGCCGCCACGGAGCCAGACGAAGCCGGUGCCCGCCAGAUGUUCGACGACAUGAUGCUCCGCGAGCGCGACAUCUGCAUGAAGGGCGUGCAGCAGCGCCUCACCGCCGGCGCCAACCACACGUCGGCGCCGCGGCGGCGGAGGCGCCGCGGCGACACCUCCACCGACGACGACGCGGUCGACCUGCACGCGCUGCUGCUCCGCUGCGCGCAGGCCGUGGCCGCGGACGACCGCCGCGUCGCGCACGACCUGCUGGCCCAGGUCCGCCGCCACUCCUCGCCCACCGGCGACGCCGCGCAGAGGCUGGCGCACUGCUUCGCCGAGGGCCUGGAGGCGCGCCUCGCCGGCACGGGCAGCCGCCUCUACCACUCGCUCAUGGUCAGGCCCACCUCUGCCGUCGACUUCCUCAAGGCCUACCAGCUCUUCAUGGCCGCCUGCUGCUGCAAGAAGGUGGCCUUCACCUUCUCCAACAAGACCAUCUUCGACGCCGCGGCGGGGCGCCGCCGCCUGCACAUCGUCGACUACGGCAUCAGCUACGGGUUCCAGUGGCCGGGCUUGCUGCGCGGGCUCGCCGCUCGGCAAGGCGGCCCGCCGGAGGUGAGGAUCACCGGCAUCGACCUGCCCCAGCCUGGCUUCCGCCCCGCGUACCAGAUCGAGGAGACGGGCCGCCGCCUCGCCGGCUGCGCUCGCGAGCUCGGCGUGCCGUUCAGGUUCCGCGGGAUCGCGGCGAAGAGGGAGACCAUCUCGCCGGAGGACCUGGACAUCGAUCCGGGCGAGGUGCUUGUCGUUAGCAGCCUCUGCCACUUCAGGCACCUGAUGGAUGAGAGCGUCGUCCUCGGGCGCCCGAGCCCCAGGGACGAGGUCCUCGGCAACAUCCGGAGGAUGCGGCCGGACGUGUUCAUCCAUGGCGUCGUCAAUGGCGGCUACGGCACCACCUACUUCCCGACGCGGUUCCGGGAGCUGCUCUUCUACUGGUCGGCGCAGUUCGACCUGCUGGAGGCGACGGUGCCCCGGGAGAGCCCGGAGCGGCUGCUGGUCGAGAGGGACAUCUUUGGCCGGAGCGCCGUGAAUGUGAUCGCGUGCGAGGGCGCCGACAGGGUGGAGCGGCCGGAGACGUACAGGCAGUGGCAGGCGCGGAACCAGAGGGCGGGGCUGAGGCAGCUCCCGCUCGAGCCGCAGGCUGUGAAGGUGGUGCUGGACAAGGUCAGGGACAACUACCACAAGGACUUCGUUGUCGACGAGGAUCAGUCAUGGCUGCUGCACAGGUGGAAGGGCCGUGUGCUCUAUGGAUUAUCCACAUGGGUUGCAGACGAUGCAGAUGAUGCUACCUCCUCCAGAUAGAGUUCAGUUUAGCUCCUUUUUUCUCUGCUGCUGAUAGAUUUGGUGUGCCUAUGAUAGAAGCUACCAACGCUGUAAGAUCUUUUGUCAUGUAACCAUGGCUGAGGAGUGGCUUUUCAUAGGUGAAAAGGUAAAUGACAUUUCUGAGAUUCAGAGAAGGUAUUAAAUUCGAAACUAAACUGAAUAUAAA
Panicum virgatum (switchgrass) is the source of this 2332-nucleotide messenger RNA. RefSeq names its product scarecrow-like protein 9. Gene Ontology annotation, biological process: regulation of DNA-templated transcription. Bases 274 to 2145 code for a protein of 623 amino acids. Gene Ontology annotation, molecular function: DNA-binding transcription factor activity; sequence-specific DNA binding. Gene Ontology annotation, cellular component: nucleus. The record is from RefSeq and is a predicted model, not a curated record. Lineage: Eukaryota; Viridiplantae; Streptophyta; Magnoliopsida; Poales; Poaceae. The transcript has a single exon.